Clunio marinus is the source of this 4441-nucleotide messenger RNA. The record is from the annotation of a GenBank genome assembly. Lineage: Eukaryota; Metazoa; Arthropoda; Insecta; Diptera; Chironomidae.
UCGCUAAUGUGGUGAAAAAUUGCAAAUCAAAACAAAAAUGAAAAUUUUCAUUGAAAUGGAUAAAUUACUUUGAUGUUAAAGCCGCAACAGAGAGUAAAAUCAAAAUGAAUCUUUCACAAAACAAUAUUGAAGCACUUCUUUUCAAAACGCUACAAAAAUGCGAUGAAUCAAAGUAAUCCUCAGAUAUUGAAAGAAACUGAACAAAAUCUAUCUUCUUGGGAGAAAGAACCAAAUUUUUAUAGAACCAUCCUUAAUUUUUAUUCGAACCUUCAACUGGAUGAAGGAGUAAGGUACAUGGCGAUACUUACGCUCAAGAAUGGCAUCGAUAGACAUUGGAGAAAAACUCAAGCUAGUGCCAUCAAUCCAGAAGAAAAAAGCCAAAUCAAAUCACAACUGUUAAGUAAUUUUAAUGAACCUCGUGAUCAACUUGCAGUACAAUUUGCAGUGACGAUAUCAAAAAUUGCAAGACUUGACUGUCCUAAUGAUUGGCCAGAACUGAUGCCGAUUUUGAUUGCACGAAUUAAUAGUACCAAUGAAUUAGAACAGAAACGAAGUAUUCAAGUUCUUGUUCAAGUCGUCAAGCAACUUUCGACGAGAAGACUUCAUCAUGAUCGAAUGAUGUUUGAAGAGUUCACUUCUAAUAUUUUCGAAUUUUGCGUUAAUUUAUGGAACGGAUUCACGAUGUUUUAUUUCCAAAACAUUCAAAGAAAUGACUCACUGGCAACGUGUCAAAGCAAUCUCGAGAAAGCGAUGAUGAUGUUGAGAAUACUCAGAAAAUUAACCAUUUACGGCUUCCCAAAAUCAUCACAAGCACAGAAACCAAUUAAUUUCCUUAAAAACAUUUUCGAGAGAAUAAAGGAUCUUCUUGAAUGUCGUUUGCGAAUCAAAUCGUCGCCUUUUGAUUUCCUACCAUUACUUGAAAGGCACGAGAAAUUUGUACUCAAACAUAUGAAAGUGUUGACAGAAUUUCAAGAACAUCACCGACUUGUCUUCAUGGAGUUUGCACCGCAAGUCUUGGAAAUGUCAUUUAAUUAUGUUUUCUUUGAAGGCAGCCAAUUCAUUUUCGACAACAAUCAACUGACGAUGCCAAACUUCGUAAUACAUUGCUUAAACCUCAUCAAAAGUUAUUUGCUUAAUAGCACCGGAAAUAUUUAUAUCCAUCGGCCAACGGAAGUCGAAGACAAUUUGUCAGAUCUUUUAAAAAACUUUUUCACGCAGGAACGUUUAGGAUAUAUAAUGGAAAAGUUGUUGAUGCAUUACUUCCUUUUGACUCCGUCUGAUAUCGAGCAAUGGGAAGACGACCCCGAAGCUUAUGUCACUGAUGAAGGUGGCGACAGUUGGAAAUAUUCAUUAAGAAGUUGCACUGAAACAUUCUUAACUGCACUCUUUCGAAAGUAUCCUUCAAUUCUUUGCCAGCAACUUGUUGUCUUCAUUCAAAAAUCACAGUCAAUACAACUAACUGAAUCAUCAGAUGUCAAUGACAUUCUUAUUAAGGAAUCGAUUUACAAUGCUGCUGGAUUGACAGCUUUCCAUCUUUUUGACGAUGUUGAUUUCGAUGCUUGGUUUACAUCUCAACUUGUACAUGAAUUAAAAAUUCAAGGGAGUAACUUUAGAGUGUUAAGAAAGCGAAUAAUUUGGAUGGUUGGUCAGUGGACGGGAGUGAAAUUCUCAAAAGAUUUAAGACCAAUGGUAUACGAAUCAUGUUUGGAACUACUUCAACCAACAGAAGAUCUUGUUAUUCGACUCACAGCAUCAAAAACAUUGAGAAUUAUUUUAGAUGAUUUCGACUUUUGCGCUGAACAAUUUCUGGAAUUUCUUGAGCCUUCGUUUACACUUCUCUUUCUUCUUCUCAAGGAGUCGAAAGAAUGCGAUACAAAAAUGAAUGUCUUGUAUGUCAUGUCGUUUAUCGUUGAAAAAAUGUCAAUGUCUAUAAAGAUUCAAGCUGAUAAUUUAGUUUCCUAUCUUCCGAUGCUUUGGGAAGAAGGAGUUGCACAUAACAUGUUGCGUGUUGCUAUAAUAUCGGCAUUGCUUCAAAUAAUUAAAGCAAUUUAUGAACUUCCUGAAUCAACAACGCCUUUUAUUUAUCAAGUUAUUGAAAUGUCAACCAAUGUGAAUGAUCCAUCAACAGUUUACUUAUUGGAAGAAGGUCUCGAACUUUGGUUGGUUGUCAUCCAAUAUACAUCAUCACCUAACGAAGCCCUCUUCAAACUUUGCGGUAAUUUAUUACCUAUAAUUGAAUCAUCUACGAUGAAUUUGAAGACUUGUCUUUUAAUAAUGCAAGCAUAUAUGUUGCUUUGUCCUGAACUCUAUGUUCAAAAAUAUGGAAAGGAAUUGGUUGCUACAUGUCAAUAUCUCUUGAAUGAUAUAAGAACUGAAGGAAUUGUAAUCAUAUGCAAACUUUUUAUAACAAUGAUCAAAGUUCAUUCAGAUUUUGCAAUUGAGUUGCUUCAUCCUGUAAUGAUUGACAUUUUAAAACAUCUUCUAAGCAACUCUGAUUAUUUGACGACCACGCAAACUUAUCUUCAAGUUGUCACAAGAUAUUUUCUUGCUAAUCAACAUGCGCUAAGCUGUAUUUUGGAAGAACUUCAAAUUGAAGAUGCUUUCAAAAAGCUUUUGAAAAUUUGGCUUGACACAAUGCCAUCUGUCAUACAAAAUGAAGAUAAGAAACUUCUUGCGAUUGGACUUUGCAGUCUUUUGACUGUUCCCAACAAUGUCAUCAUGGAAAACUUUUCAGUGAUUAUCAUAAAUAUUUUUGAGACACUUUGCGAUAUCAUGAAAUCAGAUUCUGCGGAAAGUGCAGAAGUUGACUCGUUAGUUUUGGCAGAUGCAUCUGAUGACGACUAUUAUGGAAUGAACAAUGACAUGGAAGAUUUUGAACAUAAAACGCCGCACUUUGAACGAUACAAAGGAAUUUGUUUGAAGGAUCCAGUUCAUGUAAUCGUUCUAAAAGAUUGUUUACAAUCUCAGAGUAACCUUUUUCUCAAUAAACUUUAUUUGUUAAUCAGAACAGUAAAUACUAAAAUGAAUUCAAAUUUUGCACAACAAUCAGAUCCAGGAGUUGAUCGUAAUAUUGAUAUCGAUUAUCUCUACGCAUUACAACUCCAUAAAGAACUGAACGGACUCGAAGCCGAAGAAGCUAUGCAAAUACAAAGACAAAAAGAUAUUCAGGAUACAAAUAAGGUUCUUCAGCUCAUGGACGGAGAGCAACAAGGAGAAUCAAGUUCGAUUGUUAAUGGGAUCUCACUGCUUCACCAUAAUCAUGAAAAUAGUAACAAAUCUCAGUAUAUUUCUCAACAAGUCAAACGAACUAGUCCAGAAGAAUAUUAUUUACCAUCGCUUAAGACUUUCAUAAAUUUAAACAAUUCUCAAGAAUGGAAGGAAAUUUCAAUAGAGCCAAACGUGUCAUUUAUUUUCUCACGACUUCGUUCAAAAUUCUUCUGUAAUGUGCGAAAAGUUCGAGCUUACACAAUAUCAUGGAGUGAAUCACCAUUCUCAGAUUCAUCUAACUUUACGAUUAAUCCUAAUAAUCGAACCAUUCAACUCAACCGUGACACACUUUUGAUUUGUGAUAGAAUUCAUUUCAUCAGUGUACUCUUUCAUAUUCUUAUUCAUUGUUCAGUUUACGAAACUUCACAAUCCUCCACUCGUAGAAUUUACAAUCACGAUUCAAAUUAUCUUGCAAUCAUGAAAUUUUUUAAUGAAAACUUAGAAUUGGAAAUCGGCACAAAUCACACAUUCAUCAGAUCAGUCGAAAACAAAACAGAUCGUUAUCAUUGCAUUGGCGAAUGUUGCUCUUCAGAUCGUUCCUUCAGUUUUAUCUUAAAUUAUUGUUUAAAUCAGCAAAUAUAUACGAUUGGCGAAAUAAUUGCCGAAAAUCACAAAAAAUUAUGCUCUGGACGGUUUCAUAAAAUUUUCGAAGCAGUGAGAGUCUACAACAAUGUCAAAGAAAUCAAAUAUGUCAUCAACCGUCAUUAUGAAGAUCCAAAAGUGAAUGGAUCUAAUGUUGUUGUUCCUGAACACAAUUCUCAUGCAAUUGCUCACUUCGACUUGACAAAUGAAGAACAUUCUCAUAAUGUGAAGUCUUUAGUUCAAGUUAUUGAUCUUGAUGAUGAAGAGUUCACAAGCCCACAUUGUCCACCUCGUAAAAUUGUGGAAGUCAUAAAGAAUAAUUUCAAUGCUGAAGCUUGUCCAAUUUGUGAAAGUUCUUUCAUGCUUAUCAAAUUCAUUAAACACAUCAAUUUUUGUACAGGCAUAAAAAUACAUUAAAAUGUUUAAAAGAAAAUAAAUUUAAUAGCUUGUUUAUAUAUUUCUUAUCUUAUAUUAACAAACUAUAUAAAUACCUAAUUUAUGCAAAUUCCAUCUAUUUUCAUGAUAUAAUUUCACACGUUACAUAAUUUUUAUGUUCACAUAAAAGAUUUUCUUAUUUUAGUUUUAAAUUGCC